This is a messenger RNA of Aspergillus steynii IBT 23096, 2853 nucleotides long. Its product is annotated as protein arginine N-methyltransferase. The coding region runs from base 140 to 2707 and encodes 855 amino acids. NCBI's taxonomy places the organism in Eukaryota, Fungi, Ascomycota, Eurotiomycetes, Eurotiales, Aspergillaceae. The transcript is spliced from 4 exons. Gene Ontology annotation, biological process: regulation of DNA-templated transcription; peptidyl-arginine N-methylation. Gene Ontology annotation, cellular component: cytosol; nucleus. The record is from RefSeq and is a predicted model, not a curated record.
UCCUAUUUGUUUGAAAUCUAGUAUUGACAUAGCUCUUGCGGUCACCUUUUGGAAGCUCACUGUAUAGAAGGGCAACUACUCAGUUUCGUCUCGCUUGGAUAACUGUUCACACCGAGAAACCACUUUUCGUGUUUACAAGAUGGACUACAACCCUGAGGACAUGAGUGUCAGUUUCUGCAUUGGGCAGCAUGAGAGCAAGCGCACAGAACCAAUUACUGCCGAGGUAGUGCAGGCAGCUCAUGAAAGUAACUAUGACAUGCUUACCACCCCGAUCACUACCUCCCACUUCCAAUCCCGGGUUCUCGGCUUGCUCUCGUCUCAUCUGUCCAACACGUCGGCGGUGUCUCAUGAUGCGCAUGGGACCUUGGGGAACACCGAGAAUACACAGCCUCUGGUCAUCCCGCCCCUGGGACCGUCGGAUACUCAUUUGACCCCGAAUGAGGCGAUGUCUCAAUUGGUGGGAGCUACUAGCUCUUGGAUUGACCUGUGCUCUCCGGAUCCGUUGGUUGCGGACAUCUCCCGCCAGGUGUUGAUGUUGGAAGUCGCCUACGCAGCUUUUUGCGGCAUUGGAUACCUUUUGGUUCCGGGGCCCAAAUUGCACCAUGGCAACAUGCACUCGGAAGGAUUGCUGUACUAUGCUCGAACGAUCCAGGAUGCGAUCAACCUGGGACCUUACAUCCAGUUUCACAUUUGGCUCAGGACGGUUGACAACCCGGAUCUGGAAGUAGAUGAGAUAGGCGACUUGACACCCCGUGCUGAAUUCCUUGAGGGAUUUCCUGGAGGGUCAUCGUCGAGAUUGGAUCCUUUUGGAACAUGGGAUGCCUGGGACCUGAUUAGAAGAACUUGUAGAUACCAUUCGAGACUUUUCAUAGCGCUUUCCCUGCCAAAGCAUCUCCCGCCCAUGUCCGUCCAGUCUCGGUGGCAUUCCGAGCCAGUCCACAUGCUUACUCUUGAUGCGAACUCCUUUAUCAAGAACCAGAAGGGCUACCCUGUCCUGUCGAAAGCGCACCAAGCUCUGAUCGCUCGGUUCAUGCGUCUUCGAACGGCCCCGUGGAUUCUCCUCUGCGAUGUCGGGCCCAUCCCAGGGGCGGAACCAGACGAGACGUUUACUGAUCACAUGCCUGGUUCUGACUACCCCAGCUUGGCCCAGGCCGCAGUGUCGAAUAAGAAACACCAUGAUCCCACCCCCCAUUUGUCCUACAUCCGGAAUCUUCAGAAUCGGCAGCCGCCACGAAGCGCCCUCGAAAGGUUUGGAAUCGGUUAUCAAGACUAUCUACAAGCUCCGCUGCAGCCCUUGACCGUCAACCUGGAGAGUAUCACCUACGAAGUCUUUGAGAAAGACCCUAUCAAGUACGAAUGGUACGAAAGAGCCAUUGCCAAGGCUUUGAGCGACUGGUCAACGCAGAAGAAGCCCACCUCCAACCCAGACGGUCGAGUGGUUGUGGCGGUGGUGGGUGCCGGCCGAGGACCUUUGGUCACCCGAGCACUCAAAGCCAGUGCCGAAACGGGCGUUGACAUCGACUUGUGGGUGGUUGAGAAGAACCCCAACGCCUUCGUGCUCCUCCAGCGCCACAACCAGAACCUCUGGGGCGGGAAAGUUACUCUGGUCCAGUCCGAUAUGCGUAGUUGGAAGGGACCCCGAGUAGAGAAGAAGGACGUCGCGCCACAGCAGGCUGCUCCAGUUGGGCAGUCUCUGGGCAUUGAGAACUCGUACCUUUACGACUCGAACACAGCGCAAAACCCCGAAUCCGAGGCCAAACCGACUGCGUCGGAGCUCAGCUACACUACGAUUGACAUUGUAAUCUCCGAGCUCCUGGGUUCAUUCGGCGACAACGAACUCUCGCCCGAAUGCUUGGACGGAAUUACUCACCUCAUCAAUCCCGUGCACGGUAUCUCCAUUCCGGCCUCGUACACGGCCCAUUUCACGCCCAUCUCGGCACCCAAGCUUCAUGCCGAUGUCAUGCACCAGACAACCUCCAAUCCCGCGGCUCCCGAGACGCCAUAUGUGGUGAUGUUGCAUGCCAUCGACUUUCUUUCGGCCAACCAGCCGUCCGCUGCUAGCAUCAUGAACAGCAACCUGGCCAGCAGCAAUCCCAACAACGUUCGGUCAUCCAUCGCCACCCUUCCCGGGUCCGAGACUCCUACCCCGUUUGUGCAGACCGCGUGGUCCUUCUCCCACCCUAACAAGCACAUCCCGCCUCAAUCCCUGUCCUCGUCGACUAUUUCGAAUGCGCACAACGUGCGGCGCACGCGGUUGGCCUUUCCCGUUCAGAACCGAGGCGUCUGCCACGGUCUGGCGGGAUACUUUGAAACCGUCCUGUAUCGGGACGUCGAGUUGUCCACUAACCCCGUGACCAUGGAUCAUAAGAGUGCCAACAUGAUCAGCUGGUUCCCCAUCUACUUUCCGCUAAAGACACCUCUUAACGUGCCAGACAACGGCGAGGUCGUGGUGACCAUGUACCGGCAAACGGACGACCGAAAGGUGUGGUACGAGUGGAUGGUCGAGGUCUUCGCCCUGGAACCCCCCGCGGAGCCCUUGGGGCGGGAGUUUAUUGCUCCGGUGAUGAGCGGAGCGAGGGCUGAAUCGCCCGGAACUGACGGUCGCCCCAAAACCCAGCCGAGCCAGAACAGAAACCCGGGCGUGCGACGGGUCAGAGUGGGCAUGAGUGAUCUACACUCAAGCAUCAAGGAGGGAUGCCUGAUGUAAGCGAGGCUAAAUAAAACGCCUUGGCGAUGGACAGAGAGGCUUGGCCGUGAGAUUGACGUCGUACACGGGUCGCAAUGAAGGCGAUCGAGAGUUUGGCGGCGGAUUAAAAGCAGACAGGAAAUAACCAGAAGAAGCAAAGAAUGUCG